Molecule: messenger RNA, 5418 nt
Organism: Oncorhynchus masou masou (cherry salmon)
Lineage: Eukaryota; Metazoa; Chordata; Actinopteri; Salmoniformes; Salmonidae
Product: transmembrane protein 276-like
Exons: 2
Coding region: 299-928 (209 amino acids)
Source: RefSeq, a predicted model, not a curated record
UGUUAACCGAUGUUUUUCAGCUCACAUAUUAGUUUCAGUCUUGACUUUGGUCAUUCUAAACGUGGCUACUAACCUGAAACAUAGCUGUUUAGAAUGUUAACACUGUACACAUAGCUAUGGUGCAAGACAAGUAUACUAGCUUACUUUCAACAGUGUUUUCUCAACUUUGGUAUGGUAUUCAACAGUUUACUUGCAGAUAUCUGAAAACGUCUUCUCUUUCACAAAUCCCACUCAGUCUCCUCAUAUCAAAUGAACAGAGUGAUCCUCCAACUGUAGCUUUGGAUUUGAGUCAAGACCAAUGGCAGGCUGUCUGACAGAGUUGAUCACAGCAUGUUCCAAUGUCACACUGUCCGUCACUGCCCUGUACACAGCAUAUCAGCUCUUCAAGGACCACAGAGCUCCAGCAGUGGGUUUCUUUCUGCUUGGUCUCUCCUCAGGCCUCUGCACCCUGCCUCUCUCCUUCAGCCCAUACCUGACCUCUGUACAGGGGGACCUGGAGUGGGCCGGCGAGGUCCUGGCUCCACCGUUGGUCUCCUUCGGCUUCCUGUGGCUCAGCGAAGACCGCACCACAGCCAACACCCUCCUUAUUGGCUCAGCUCUCCUCCCGGUGCUCUGCGAUUGGCUGUCAGCGGACGAGUUGAUGCUGAUGUCACGCUGUCUGGCGCUGUCUGCCGUCUCCUGCUCGCUCACUGUGUGUCUGUUUGCAGGAAACGCUGUCGGGGCCCUGGGCAGUGUGGCCCUCAGCCUGCCCCAAAUGGUGGCCCCCAGGGUGGGGGUCAAGACUCUGGCUCCCCUUGUCUCUCCAGGGGCCACUGUAGGACUGCUUAAGUGGCUCCUGAAGGGCUCCAUGGCUGUAGGGUGCUGGGCCUCUGAGAAGGCACUUAGCAAGUACCUGUUGGAACUGAAGGACCUGGACUCCCCAUUUUAACUUGUUACCACUGUAACUCAGGGUUUCCCCAAACUCAGUCCUCAGGACCCCGGAGUUUCCUUUCUUUCCUAAGCACUACACAGCUGAUUCAAAUAAUCAACUAAUCAGCCAGCUUUGAUCAUUUCAAUCAGCUUUGUAGUGUUUGGGCAAAAACCAAAAUGUGCACCCCUUGGAGUCCCGAGCAUGGAGUUUGGGAAACUGUAACAUCACUGUAACAGUUACUGACUGUCUGAACAGUUCAAUAGUCCCUCACACAAGAUAAUGACUGAUUGUUAAAUUGAUGUGGUCUCAUGAUGUGCACUUAGAGCUGCUGAUAGAAGAGAACCAGAUGGAGGGUCUAUUUAUUUUGUCCUGCAGGGCCUUGCCUCAUAGAAGUAGAACGAAUAGAACGGUCUAGAACCUCUGACCAUGGCGAUUUGACUGGUAAAGUCAUGGGUGCACUCAAAAUGAGCAAGCUUGUUCUACUUAUUCUAGUACUGUGGCUUGCCUUUGAUCUGUAGCCAAUAACCUUUCCAAUUCCUACUGGCCAAUGACCUUUCCAAUUCCUACUGGCCAAUAACCUUUCUAAUUCCUACUGGCCAAUAACCUUUCCAAUUCCUACUGGCCAAUGACCUUUCCAAUUCCUACUGGCCAAUGACCUUUCCAAUUCCUACUGGCCAAUGACCUUUCCAAUUCCUACUGGCCAAUGACCUUUCCAAUUCCUACUGGCCAAUGGCCUUUCCAAGAGAUGAUCCAUAUAAUGAUGCCAGUCUGCCAAUGUGGAGGGGCCAUGAUCCACCAUUGGGACAGGUGGCUGUUGCCAGUGUAUGAGCACUGUCAAGGGCGUUGUUCUAUUUGUUCAGCUUAUUGUCAUGGCCAGGGAGCUCUGCUCUGUUAUCCAAGUACUUUCAUCUAUGCAAGUCGAAGAAGCACUGGUGUCUAAUUCUAAAACUGUAAACAUUAUUGAUGAUAUUAGUAACAGCAGUUAAUAAUAUUUGAUGUGCUAAAAUAUUGAUUUGCUAAAGUAUCAACAAAAGGAGUAGUGCUUGGAUCUAACGCUUGUAUGUACUGAUUGUCAUGGGUCACUAAUACUCCCAACCUAUUCCACUCCGCAUGUUAGAAAGUCUAAUUCAUCUCUGGAUGUUGAUUUACAGGACAGUGUCAUUACCAAUUGGCUAUAAAAGAUUCUAUCUGCUUACUCUGUGAAAAUAUCCUCCCAACGGUGGCUCUAUGAGGAGGAUGGAAGUGCCUUCCAGACAUUUACUACUGUCUAUGUCUAUGAGUGUGCCUCCCAAAUAUCACCCUAUUCCCUAUGUAGUGCACUACUUUUAAUCAGAGCCCAUUUUGCCUCCCAAAUAUCACCCUAUUCCCUAUGUAGUGGACUACUUUUAAUCUGGGCUGCCUUGACUUCAGUGUCUUGUCCUAUGAUGAGCACCAAACAGCUUGUACUAGACUGUGCUCACUGUGAAGCCAAACAGCUUGUACUAGAGUAUGCUCACUGUGAAGCAAAACAGCUUGUACUAGACUAUGCUCACUGUGAAGCCAAACAGCUUGUACUAGAGUAUGCUCACUGUGAAGCCAAACAGCUUGUACUAGAGUAUGCUCACUGUGAAGCCAAACAGCUUGUACUAGACUAUGCUCACUGUGAAGCAAACAGCUUGUACUAGAAUAUGCUCACUGUGAAGCCAAACAGCUUGUACUAGAGUAUGCUCACUGUGAAGCCAAACAGCUUGUACUAGAGUAUGUUCACUGUGAAGACAAACAGCUUGUACUAGACUAUGCUCACUGUGAAGCCAAACAGCUUGUACUAGAGUAUGCUCACUGUGAAGCCAAACAGCUUGUACUAGAGUAUGCUCACUGUGAAGCCAAACAGCUUGUACUAGAGUAUGCUCACUGUGAAGCCAAACAGCUUGUACUAGAGUAUGCUCACUGUGAAGCCAAACAGCUUGUACUAGAGUAUGCUCACUGUGAAGCCAAACAGCUUGUACUAGAGUAUGCUCACUGUGAAGCCAAACAGCUUGUACUAGAGUAUGCUCACUGUGAAGCCAAACAGCUUGUACUAGAGUAUGCUCACUAUGAAGCCAAACAGCUUGUACUAGAGUAUGCUCACUGUGAAGCCAAACAGCUUGUACUAAAUUAUGCUCACUGUGAAGCCAAACAGCUUGUACUAGAGUAUGCUCACUGUGAAGCCAAACAGCUUGUACUAGACUAUGCUCACUGUGAAGACAAACAGCUUGUACUAGACUAUGCUCACUGUGAAGACAAACAGCUUGUACUAGACUAUGCUCACUGUGAAGACAAACAGCUUGUACUAGACUAUGCUCACUGUGAAGACAAACAGCUUGUACUAGACUAUGCUCACUGUGAAGACAAACAGCUUGUACUAGACUAUGCUCACUGUGAAGCCAAACAGCUUGUACUAGACUAUGCUCACUGUGAAGACAAACAGCUUGUACUAGACUCUGCUCACUGUGAAGACAAACAGCUUGUACUAGACUAUGCUCACUGUGAAGACAAACAGCUUGUACUACAGUAUGCUCACUGUGAAGCCAAACAGCUUGUACUAGACUCUGCUCACUGUGAAGCCAAACAGCUUGUACUAGACUCUGCUCACUGUGAAGACAAACAGCUUGUACUAGACUCUGCUCACUGUGAAGACAAUGUCAUUGACAGAAAGGACACGUCUGAGAGCCGAUAGCUUUAGUUGGCCAGGGUACAUGGCCGGGGUACCAAAACAGUCAGGGGCCACGUCCCAAACAGCACCCUAUCCCCGAUAUAGCCACAUUUCUUUUGACCAGAGCUCUAUAUGGGCCCUGGUCAAAAGUAGUGCACUAUAAAGGGAAUAGGGUGCCAUUUGAGACGCAAGCCCCCUACGUCGCCUCAGAUUCCGGAUCCUGUUCAUUCUGAAGCCUCAGCAGACAGCUGCUGUGUACAGUGAGAUUUAACUAGAUACAUCUGCAGUGUUCACACCACUAACACUAUGGAUCUAUAUUCAUUGAUUCUUCAGAUAUACUACAUAUUAUAUCCACAUACUGUCCAUAAUGUCUACACAAGAAGGGUUCUUUAUUUUUACUAUUUUAUACAUUGUAGAAUAAUAGUGAAGACAUCAAAACUAUGAAAUAACAUAUGGAAUCAUGUAGUAACCACAAAAAAUUGUUAAACAAAUCAAAAUAUAUUUUAUAUUUGAGAUUCUUCAAAGUUUAUUUAUUUAAUUUAUUUCACCUUUAUUUAACCAGGUGGCAAGUUCUCAUUUACAACUGCGACCUGGCCAAGAUAAAGCAUAGCAGUUCGACACAUACAACGACACAGAGUUACACAUAGAAUAAUAAACAUACAGUCAAUAAUACAGUGGAAAAGUAAGUCUAUAUACAAUGUGAGCAAAUGAGGUGAAGUGGCCACCCUUUGCCUUGAUGACAGCUUUGCACACUCUUGGCAUUCUCUAAAACAGCUUCAUGAGGUAGUCACCUGGAAUGCAUUUCAAUUAACAGCUGUGCACAUAUUAUGGCAAGAACCCUCAAAUAAGCAAAGAGAAACGACAGUCCAUCAUUACUUUAAGACAUGAGGACUGCCACAGGAAAGGAAGACCCAGUUACCUCUGCUGCAGAGGAUAUGUUUAUUAGAAUUACCAGCUUCAGAAAUUGUAUCCCAAAUAAUUGUUUGACAAAGUAAUAGACACAUCUCAACAUCAACUGUUCAGAGGAGACUUCAUGGUCGAAUUGUUGUAAAGAAACCACUACUAAAGGACACCAAUAAGAAAAAGAGACUUGCUUGGGCCAAGAAACACAAGCAAUGGACAUUAGACCAUUGGAAAUCUGUCCUUUGGUCUGAUGAGUCCAAAUGUGAAAUUUUUGGUUCCAACCGCUGUGUCUUUGUGAGACAGAGUAGGUGAACGAAUUAUAUCCGCAUGUGUGGUUCCCACCGUGAAGCAUGGAGGAGGAGGUGUGAUGGUAAGGUGGUGCUUUGCUGGUGAUACUGUCUGUGAUUUAUUUAGAAUUCAAGGCACAUUUAACCAGCGUGGCUACCACAGCAUUCUGCAGUGAUACGCAAUCACAUCGGGUUUGCACUUAGUGGGACUAUCAUUUGUUUUUCGACAGGACAAUGACCCAACACACCUCCAGGCUGUGUAAGGGCUAUUUGACCAAGAAGGAGAGUGAUGGAGUGCUGCAUCAGAUGACCUGACCUCCACAAUCACCUGACCGCAACUAAAUUGAGAUGGUUUGGGAUGAGUUGGACCGCAGAGUAAAAGAAAAGCAGUGCUCAGCUUAUGUGGGAACUCAUUCAAGACUAUUGGAAAAGCAUUCCAGGUGAAGCUGGUUGAGAGAAUGCCAAGACUGUGCAAAACUGUCAUCAAAGCAAAGGGAGGCUAUUUGAAGAAUCUCAAAUAUAAAAUAUAUUUGGAUUUGUUUAUCACUUUUUUGGUUACUACAUGAUUCCAUAUGUGUUUUUUCAUAGUUGUGAUAUCUUCACUAUUAUUCUACAAUGCAGAAAAUAAAGGAAAACCCUGGAAUGAG